This is a messenger RNA of Durio zibethinus, 633 nucleotides long. The record is from RefSeq and is a predicted model, not a curated record. Lineage: Eukaryota; Viridiplantae; Streptophyta; Magnoliopsida; Malvales; Malvaceae.
AUGGUAAAAAAGAAUGGAUCAUGGAGGCUCUGUGUUGAUUAUAGGCAAUUUGACCAGCUCACUAUUAAAGACAAGUUUCCUAUUCCACUGGUGGAAGAGUUACUUGAUGAGUUGCAUGGUGCAAAAUUUUUUUCUAAACUUGAUUUAAGAAUAAGUGUCUUUAGUGCUACAGAAGUUGAAUAUCUGGGGCAUGUUAUUUCUGACAAAGGAGUUGAAAUGAGCAAAGAAAAAGUUCUGAGUAUCUUGAAUUGGCCUCAACCUCAAAAUGUCAAAGAAUUGACGGGAUUCCUUGGACUCACAGGGUACUACAGAAGGUUUAUUAAAGGGUACGGGUUGCUAGCUAAACCAUUGACAGAUUUACUUACGAAGGAUGCUUUCAAGUGGGAUGAAUCAACAAGUGAAUCUUUCACAAAAUUGCAGAUUGCUAUGACCACAGCUCCAGUUUUAGCCCUUCUUGAUUUCGGCAAGGUGUUCAUGGUUGAGACCAAUACCUCUAGCUUGGGAGUAGGUGCUGUACUGACUCAAGAUGGAAGGUCUAUUGCAUAUUUCAGCAAAGCAUUAUCAACUAAGCAUCAGAUUCUCUCUGUGUAUGAGAAGGAAAUGAUGGCAGUGAUUAUGGCAGUUAAGAAGUGA